AUGAUGUUGUUGACUACGGUCACCCUUUGCCUCGUUAUGCUGACAAUGCAGCUGGCCGCCCUGCCGAACAUGAUUCCGCAGAACGCUCUCGCUUUCCAUGGCUACGGUAACGGAAACAUGAAGGUCGUUUCGAGCAAUGGGUACCCGGGUAACAUUAAAAAGUCUGACAUGCUGUUGCGAUUCGGCAAACGCGACGACCGCAAGCUGCUGCUGCGUUUCGGCAGAGUGCCGGUGGCGUACUACGACUUGCCACACUGGAGGGAUGACGACGGCUAUAACUACGGCCAUCUCGAAGAACCGUAG
Molecule: messenger RNA, 303 nt
Organism: Soboliphyme baturini
Lineage: Eukaryota; Metazoa; Nematoda; Enoplea; Dioctophymatida; Soboliphymatidae
Source: the annotation of a GenBank genome assembly